AUCUGUCUGUUCGGGAGCUACUAAAUGCUAUCGUGGUUGAGCUCUGAGCUUCAAGUCGUAUAUAAUUGCACCGUUGGUCUUCUCCGUCCCAUCGCCAUAAUUGGGCAAACCAAAUGUGAUUCACAGUUCUCUUGUUUCUCAAUCAGUGGCUGUCUGUCCCCAUCGCUCUGGCAUCGUCUUGAAUCUACAACUCCAGGCUUCACACUGCUACAUUCCCACCUGAUACUUCGGCCACACCCUUUACUGCCCCGCGCAAGGACACUAACGCAAUGGCGGACAUCAAGCCGUACACGAUCGCGGUCCCGGACUCGGCAAUCGAGGACCUGAAGCUGCGCCUCUCUCUCGCCAAGUUUCCCGACGAGCUCGAGGGUGCAGGCUGGGACAUGGGCGUGCCCCUGGCCGAGGUCCAGCGGCUGGCCAGGCACUGGCAGAAAAGCCACGACUGGCGCGCGGCCGAGCGGGAGCUCAACAAGCUGCCCAACUAUGUCACGCCCAUCCAGUGCGACGGCGGCUUCGAGGCCCUCGACAUCCACUUUGUCCACGUGCGCAGCAGCGCCGCCAAGGCCGGGCAGAACGCGAUCCCCUUACUAUUCGUCCACGGCUGGCCGGGCCACUUCCAGGAGGUCCUCAAGAUCCUGAAGCCCCUGACCGAGGGGGAGGCCGGGGACGACACGAUCCCCGUCUUUGAUGUGGUCGCGCCGAGCCUGCCCAACUUUGGCUUCAGCCAGGGCACCAAGAAGAGGGGCUUCGCGCUCGAGCAAUACGCCGAGACGGUGCACAAGCUCAUGCUCAAGCUGGGCUACGACGAGUAUGUCACGCAGGGCGGCGACUGGGGCUGCCACAUCACCCGCGCCCUCGCGCACAUGUACCCGAGCCACUGCCGCGCCACGCACAUCAACAUGGACAGCUGCUCCCCUCCGAGCUUCCUCACGGCACCGCUGGUCGCCGCCCGGGCCGCGCUGACGCCGCACUCGAGGCGCGAAGCCGCGGGCGUGGCCCGCACAAAGUGGUUCAACGAGCAAGGGCGGGGCUACAACCUCACUCAGUCGACCAAGCCCCAGACCAUCGGGUACGCGCUGGCCGACAGCCCCGUGGCGUGCCUGUCGUGGAUCUACGAGAAGCUGCACGACUGGACGGACGCCGUGGGCCGCAGCUGGACCGACGACGAGGUCUGCACGUGGGUCUCGAUGUACUGGUUCAGCACCGCGGGGCCCGCCGCCAGCGCCAGGAUCUACUACGAGGCGACGCACAACGUCGACAGCCGCGAGGGCAAGCUGGACCACGAGAGGCUGAGGACGUACAGCCCCGGCGUGAAGCUGGGGUUCAGCCACUUCCCGAUGGAUCUCGUGGUGCUGCCCAGGUCUUGGUUCGCGACGCUGGGCGAGGUCGUGUUUGACCGGGAGCACGAGAGUGGUGGGCACUUUGCGGCGUGGGAGAGGCCCAAGGAGCUCGUCGCGGAUGUGCGUGAGAUGUUUGGAAAGGGCGGUGGUGCUUUUGGCUGUGUCAAGGGCAAGAAUGGGUACGCUUAAUCUGCUGUGAAUUAUCUGGAUGGCUGGCAGUACACAUAUAAGUACACAAGAAUAUCUAGACGGACGCAUGGGCAACGCACUACAAGGCAAAGCACACAAGGACAUGGAACAAUGCGCCGCUCAAUCCUGACCAGUAUGGGCCCUUCUGAGAAUUUUGCAGAUAAACCUAAUCGUUUCUCAGUAAACACAAACUCAU
Microdochium trichocladiopsis is the source of this 1725-nucleotide messenger RNA. Its product is annotated as Alpha/Beta hydrolase protein. Gene Ontology annotation, biological process: epoxide metabolic process. Gene Ontology annotation, molecular function: epoxide hydrolase activity. NCBI's taxonomy places the organism in Eukaryota, Fungi, Ascomycota, Sordariomycetes, Xylariales, Microdochiaceae. The transcript has a single exon. The record is from RefSeq and is a predicted model, not a curated record. Bases 270 to 1529 code for a protein of 419 amino acids.